AUGCGGCCUCAGCGGUGGUACACAUGGCUUGGUCUGCUCGGCUUGGCGGCAGCGGCAGAGGUUGACUGGGCGUCCCUUCACUGCCCCGACGACGACUUGACCACUCUGCCCACGCCCACCUACGGCAGCGAGGGCGCCGUCUUUAUGGCGUGCACGGAACUCAUCAUUGACGCAUCGGCGCAGACCAUUUACGACACCUUGAUUGAUUUCAAAAACUACCACGUCUGGAACUCGUUUGUCGUCGACGUCGACGUGCCCCCAGAGGUGCAGGAGACGCCGGACGACGUUUACGUCGGCAUGCCCAUGACCUUUACCAGCAGCGGCUUGAUCCCUCUGAUCAACACCACGAGUGAUGAGAGAAUCACUGUACUGCAAGACGACAGCAGUCUGGGAUACCUCAUGAACACCUGGAGAUUUGAUCCCGCGUUCAACCUGUCCUUUGCCCCGGCUGAACAUCCCAAUAUCCUGACUGAUGCGGGAGAUGGCAAGACGAGAUAUCUUUCUUAUGAGACGUACUAUGCAGGACUGGGGACCCCUCUCGUAUUGACGCUCAAGCCUCAGCUGCAAUCAUCUUUCGACCAACAAGGCCUGGAUUUGAAGGCGUAUGUUGAAAGCCUCUAG
This is a messenger RNA of Pestalotiopsis fici W106-1, 621 nucleotides long. RefSeq lists its product as uncharacterized. Bases 1 to 621 code for a protein of 206 amino acids. The transcript has a single exon. The record is from RefSeq and is a predicted model, not a curated record. NCBI's taxonomy places the organism in Eukaryota, Fungi, Ascomycota, Sordariomycetes, Amphisphaeriales, Sporocadaceae.